This is a messenger RNA of Coffea eugenioides, 1213 nucleotides long. Its product is annotated as LOB domain-containing protein 25. Bases 369 to 890 code for a protein of 173 amino acids. Lineage: Eukaryota; Viridiplantae; Streptophyta; Magnoliopsida; Gentianales; Rubiaceae. The transcript is spliced from 2 exons. The record is from RefSeq and is a predicted model, not a curated record.
CUCAUUGUUGCCUCCAAUAAUCGCUCUUUCUACUAUUGAUUAUGCUCCUAGCAGUCUACUGCAGCUGCUGCUACUACUACUACUACUUGUACUAAUCAUCAUCAUAUAACUACUACUUUUCCCUUCACUGCCUAUAUACUUGCAGCCAGGGCUACCAUCUUGUCUCCCCUUCUCUUCUCUUGCUUUUAGGGUUUCCUCCUUUGAACUUUCCCAUCCACGCAUCAAGAAAAUUUGCAGAAUUUGUCGGAUAUAUUUCGAUGGCUGCAUCAUUCUUCUUAAACGAAUCAGGGGACAGAGCUUGAAGUUGGAGGAUCUUCCGUCUUUUUCUUCUAUAUAUUGUGCUGCUUGGAUAAGGGACAGGAGCAAGGAUGGCUUCUUCCAGUUACUCCAAUUCUCCUUGUGCUGCCUGCAAGUUCUUGAGGAGAAAAUGCCUGCCAGGUUGCAUAUUUGCUCCAUAUUUCCCUCCAGAGGAGCCGCAGAAGUUUGCCAAUGUGCACAAGAUAUUUGGAGCGAGUAAUGUAAGUAAGCUGCUCAAUGAAAUCCAACCUCAUCAGAGAGAAGACGCGGUAAAUUCUCUUGCCUAUGAAGCUGAGGCACGGUUGAAAGAUCCGGUUUAUGGUUGUGUUGGAGCAAUCUCGGUUCUCCAAAGGCAAGUUCUUCGUCUUCAGAAGGAGUUAGAUGCCACGAAUGCUGAUCUAAUGCGAUAUGCAAGCAAUGAAAUGCCACAAGGAUACCCAGGCAACAGUGGCUCGAAUCAGAUGGGGAGACGGAUGAAUAAUGCAGAUAGUUCCUUCGGUCAGUAUGAAUAUCCAUCUCCUUAUUAUAUGUCAUCAUGGGACAAUAGCUUCUCAGGUGAUCAUCCUGAUAAGCCUGGAGAUAGUAACACAUGAGCUAUUUGUGCGCAAUUACUGGCUAGAUAACCUAUAUGCUAAUUAGGUCUAUGGAUGCAGUAAGGAGCCAGGAAAGGAAGCAUUAUCAUAUUCCACAUCCUGUAACAUAUGUAUGAGAAGAUGCAGCUAAUUCUAGCUUGUUGCAACUUCUCAAAGCGAUAGGAAAAGUAAGAUAUAUUUGGGAAACUUAGUAUGUAAUUUGGAGAGUGAGUUAUGGAAAAUAUUUGAAGCUUUGUAAAUGAGCUGCUAGUAAUCAAAUGUUUGUGUCCUUGCUUCGACAGAAUCCGCCCAUAUGGGAAUCGUUCCUUUUUUUUUUUGGUAAG